AUGUCUAACGUUGUGCAUACUGUAACGAUCAAAAGUCCUACGUUACCCAUCGACAACACUACCGCCAACGCUCAGAUUUUGCAAAGCCCAGGACAGGUCCUCUACGAUCACACUCAAUCUGCCUCACUAUCGGAUGGAAAUGGCUCAUUCAGGCCUGCUUCAUUCGACUUUCAGAACACUGCAUCUCUUACGCUUUCCAUCUAUUUCUCGGUUGGAAUUGGCGCCAGUGGCUCGCUAGUGGGUCGUCAUCCCAUGUGGAAAAAUGGUAAUGUGUUUACGAGCAGCAAUGUCACUACUCAGCAAGGUACAAAUGAUGUGCCUGUCCAUAUAGAUCAAGGCGACGGAGCCCUUGUUACUGUUUUGAAUUCCAGUUUCCCACGUCGUAUCGCGGGCGACAUUCAGUGGGUAUGGGUAUCAAGCGGCACUGAGCAAAGCUUGGGUUCCACUCGACUGGAGCUCUAUAGCCUACCCAUCAUCCUACCAAAGCUUUACGGCGGUCGUGUCCCUGUAAAACUCCUCCGUGCAUUCAUACCGAACUUUUUUGCCUCGAUCCAGACCAAUUGGGUGGCUUUCGUGGCCAACACAGUCUUCUCUGAUAUGGGAUUGCGCUAUAAUUCGUGGAACAGUGGACAGAACCGAUACGUAGGCCAAUCUGGAGGAGGCCUCGAUAUCGCUAGGUGGCUUGCCGAUUAUGAGAAAUGCAAGAAGGACAGUAGUCAAUUUACUCUCAUCAAUUGCUACGACCAGGCCGCCAUGGUUCAAGUUGCCCUUGGACUCGGUCUCAUUCCUGAGGAUGCGCAAACAAUCAAGUGGAAAUUUCUUGAACCAUAUGGCUUUAUUCAAACCACGAACUUGGUAGGGCGUGGGCGGUGCAACAGCCCGUAUGUAUCUAACCAGCAGUCGAGCUUUCUGGUCGACAACAACGCCGAUAUUCGGCAGGCAUUCAGAAAUCACGCUUUCAUCGAAGUCAAGCAAUGUGUGGUUGACGCUUGUGCUGGACCUCAUACUGGUACAGAGUCGCCUGCGGCUUAUCUAGCGAGGGCGAUAGAGCCACCGUCCCCACCAAAUGAUGACGAACACACCACUUUGUAUCCUACAGCUCCACAGUUGGGACCACGGUCAAAGGCUUCAUUAGGUAUCAACGAUCCUGCAAAACAGCAUCGACCAGGGAAUAUCACUGAUUACAAUGUGAGUACACCAAGCUUUGGAAUUACCACAUUACGGGACUUCACACCAAGAGAGGCCCUAGAGGCAGCUGCAACAAAUGCCACAGAUUUGGUAUCGGGCGCAGGAACAUCUAAUAGUCCGAUCCUUCAGCCGCUUGUCUUCAGCCAGCUUGCACUGACCAAUAAGCUAACAGUCGUCAUCGGAGGUCGCGAUGUGGGAACCCCUGAUGUGGACGUUAAUCCUGAAAUCGUAAAUGCGAGCUGGUCUUUCAAGGACAACAAUAACGCAAACGUCGAGAUUGAAAUCGACCUACUUCCCGAUUACAUUACUGCCCAAAGAUACUUCGCUCUGGAGCUUGACAGUUACGAUGACUAUGCGUACAACUUCCCACAACCAUUGCCAGCAUCUGGUACUCAGUACGGAGAAUUUUGCGUUGCUUCGCCCUCCACCUUGAUAUUUGCGAAAAGUAAUGUAAUGGCCAUUGUCAAUGUUGUUGAUGGGCAUGUUCCUGACAUCUCUGGCCAAUACGGGAACGCGAUCGAUGGGGUCCUUACCAACUUCACCAAACCCCCUAAUCUACUGGAAAUCUCUUGCGAUCCGCCCUUGAAUGUGUCUACCAUGGUAGGAAGCACGUUCACAAUUACGGUUACGUUUACCAACGCAGCUGACUGGGAUGUCUGGAUCGAUCCCCUGCAUAACGAUGCCAUCGUUCUCCUGAAUGAGACCGUGCUCAACGACGUAUCCAAUUCCGGGAGCGUUGAAUUUACCUUUCUCGCUGCGGCAAUAGGGGAACCUACGGUCAAGAUCACAUUCGCUCAUCCCGAUACGCUACAGACUCUGACUGCGUCGGGAAAGUUCCAUGUAAAUUGA
This is a messenger RNA of Bacidia gigantensis, 2037 nucleotides long. RefSeq lists its product as uncharacterized. The transcript has 3 exons. Lineage: Eukaryota; Fungi; Ascomycota; Lecanoromycetes; Lecanorales; Ramalinaceae. Bases 1 to 2037 code for a protein of 678 amino acids. The record is from RefSeq and is a predicted model, not a curated record.